Punica granatum (pomegranate) is the source of this 828-nucleotide messenger RNA. NCBI's taxonomy places the organism in Eukaryota, Viridiplantae, Streptophyta, Magnoliopsida, Myrtales, Lythraceae. The record is from RefSeq and is a predicted model, not a curated record.
GACAAGCCUGCCAACCAUACACGCAUUGCUGUCGCCUGUCGGUUCACUGCGAUCAGAGCUGUUCCCCAAACGCGGCCUCCUCCUCCUCCUCCUCCUCCUCCUCCUCCUCUUCUUCGUCAGAUCUGACAGCUGAAGAAAAACCACCGCCGGAGAAGGGUUUUGAUUUAAUUCAGCUUAAGAAAUCAUGGGCCGUGGAGUCAGUUCUGGUGGAGGUCAGAGUUCUCUGGGCUACCUCUUCAGCAGUGGAGAAGCUCCGAAACCCGCUGGGAACAAUGCUGAGGCUCCUUCGAAGCAAGUCCCAGACACCAGCAGCGGACCUUCUCAGAAGUCUACUACCACUGCUACUACCACUGCUUCCCCACCACCUGCAGAUGUCAAUAAGGGGAUUCCGGCAGGCAUUCCGGGGAGCCAGGCAAACAACUACCACCGUGCCGAUGGCCAGAACUGUGGAAACUUUAUCACGGACCGACCUUCAACUAAGGUUCAUGCGGCCCCAGGUGGUGGGUCUUCCCUCGGAUACCUGUUCGGUGAUGGCGGCAAUUGAAGCCAUCAGUACGUGCCGGAAGGUUUUAAUUGCUGUGCUUUCAAGGAAAAUACCAUCAUGAGGUCAGGACUGGGACGGGCAUGUGAAAGAUCUCCCUAAAGCUGCAGACUUUGAGCCGUGGAUUAUUAUAUCGCCUUACCUUUAUUCAGUUUUUGAUAUCAAAUUCUCUGUCCAACUGAUCGAAACACUCAAAACUCGAAUGAAUGAUGAACUUCCUCACGCGCUAUGAGCUCUGCUUAAUUUGUCAUCGCAACUUUUAUGAAUCGAAUAUAAGUUUGUGCCUU